UCCUGACUGAACUUGCGCUUAAGCUACAUGUAACCAAAGACAUUAAGUCUGUAAACCAGUGAGCUAAAUUGACAAAAAACAAGCUGAUAGAAUCUCCAAACAAAACUUUGCCCAGUUAAGGAGGUGUGAGCUGAAGCUAAAGGUGAAGACUAAGGACCAUGGAGACAACAUUUCUUAGAAGGAUGUACCGCCCCUUUUUCCUUUUUCUGGCUGUCCUAACCUUAAUCUAUGUGGUAUAUCACAUAUAUACUCUGCAGUUUCAGCCUAAAGUCAACUUCACCAUCAUCAUGCCAAGAGUCUCCCCUCAUCAUACCGUUAAUCGCACCUUCUGCACCUUCGAGCCGCUGUCCCCCCAGGACGCCUUGGAGGAACGCCUCAUACUAGACUCCAUUGCUCGGCCUGAAACUCCACUUUUACCAUCUCCUGUUUCCUUGGAGCAGACAACUGAUCCAACCCACAGUACCUUCACCAUCCUCCCAGGGAGGAAAGGGGGGCAGUGGCAUGUAGGGGACCAGCUGGAGGUUAUGAUACAAACCUUUGACUUCCAAGGUCGUCCCAAGAAGUCUGGGGGGGACUUCCUGACCGCCCGUCUGCACAACCUGAAGCUUGAAGCAGGUGUGGCUGGUCAAGUUGUGGAUCAUCUGAAUGGGAGCUACUCUGCUGUGUUCUCUUUGCUCUGGGAAGGAGACGCACGUGUUGAGGUGACUCUGGUUCACCCUGGUGAGGCCUUCUCAGUGCUGGACAGGCUGAACAGAGAACAGCCGGAUAGGAUUUACUUCAAGAGCAUCUUCCGCUCAGGCUCUCUCUCUGAAACCGCCAUCUGUAACGUCUGCCUCCGUCCAACCCAACAGCCUGUGUGUAACUACACUGACCUUCGUACAGGCGAACCUUGGUUCUGUUACAAGCCAAAGAACCUGAGCUGUGAUACCAGGAUCAACCACUUCAUGGGAGCAACAUUACAAAACAUUAAGGCAAAUGAGGAGAAGCUCUUUCACAGUGGUGUUAACUUGAAAGUCAACAUUCCAGCUUCAGGACCUGCGAGUGUGACUUUGUUGCCACCAGAAGAAGGUCAACCAAAGGUGAAAAGCAGCACUGUGACAUCUGAACCUUCGGGCUAUUACUACCAGGGUGUGUGGCGAGGACUAGGUGGCCUCACAAUUCACCAAUUCAACGCCUCUGCCAUUACGCAGUGUCUGAAAGGCAAAGCAGUUCACAUGUAUGGAGACUCUACCGUCAGGCAGUGGUUUGAGUUCCUCAACGCAGCUCUACCAGGUCUUAAGGAGUUUGACCUGCACAGCCCGAAGCAAGCAGGACCUUACAUCUCUUUGGACUUUGCAAACAACAUCUUGGUGACGUCCCGCUUCCACGGCCCCCCAAUUCGGAUUGUAGUUGUCUCGACCAGCGCACUUCGUUACAUUGCUAAUGAGCUAGAUGGCUUAGUUGGAGGCCCUGACACUGUCGUAGUCUUUGGCAUCUGGGCUCACUUUGGCACUUUCCCCAUGGAGAUCUACAUCAGGAGGCUACAGAGCAUCCGUAGGGCGGUGGUACGGCUGCUGGACAGGGCUCCAGGCACGCUGGUCAUCAUCCGGACAGGGAACCCGAAAUUUUUAAACCUUUUUGUGUCCCUAACUAACAGCGACUGGCACUCUCUGCAGUGCAACAAAGUGCUCAGAGCCGUGUUCAAAGGACUGAAAGUUCAUCUGAUCGAUGCCUGGGAAAUGACCCUGGCCCACCACCUGCCGCAUAACCUCCACCCACCUCCUCCCAUUAUUAAGAAUAUGAUAAACCAUCUAUUGUCGUAUAUAUGUCCUCAAAAGGAAGGUUAAACAUUUGUGUUUUCGGGGGUAGGAAUGGGUAGUAAAAAACAUGUUAAUUUUACAUAUGUCUCUUUCCACCAGGUGCUUUUAUUUUUGCUUCAUGGCUUUAUACUAACAAUCUUAGUAAGUCUUAGUAUUUUGUAAAAAACAUCUUGUACCUCCACGAGGUUUGGAUCUAAAAUACCCUUCUCUGUGUUCUCUAACCCUAAUUAAGAUUGGACAUGUCUUUAUGCUUAGCUAACCUUUAGCUUUUUCACAUAAUGUUUGACAAAUGUAUAUCAGUCUCUGUUAACCAAGGGGUUCAGUUUUUUUAUAAAUCUAUAAUAAACGCCUUA
This is a messenger RNA of Pungitius pungitius (ninespine stickleback), 2152 nucleotides long. Its product is annotated as NXPE family member 3-like. Bases 159 to 1826 code for a protein of 555 amino acids. The transcript is spliced from 7 exons. The record is from RefSeq and is a predicted model, not a curated record. NCBI's taxonomy places the organism in Eukaryota, Metazoa, Chordata, Actinopteri, Perciformes, Gasterosteidae.